AUGCCUGAUAGCCAAGAUGAAAGCCUUUAUUUUGAACCUCGUAAAAUUCAUCGCUUGGCAAGUGGAUCACCAAGUAGAACAAGUUUACUCAGGGUAUAUUCAGAGAAUGAAAGGGCGAACUUUGAUCAAGUUACUGGGUCAAGAAAAUAUGAUGACGAUAAACAUAGGCCAAUUCCUAGUGGUGAAAGCUCUCAAUGGCCCCCGCAAUCGAGGCAGAGACGUUAUUCACUUGAUGUAGAGGAAAAUAAUAAGAAGAGAAAUUUGGAUGAAAUGCAAAAUGAAAUGCAAGACGAAUAUAUCCCAGAGCUCGAUUUUGCAGAUGAAGUCACGAAAUGGCUGGAAGAUGAGCCUUCUCCAUCGUCGUGGGAACAGUCGUCGGUGUCGUUCCAUAGCCCGUGGUUGGAGUCACCAAAUGAUAAGAUGAGUCUUCAUGGAAAUUCCUCUCAUGCACAGGUAGAACCGAUACCCUUACCGAAUGCAUCGACAAGAUCAAGUUCUUUGUUGGCACCGCAAACAGGUUCAGCACAGACAGAACCUGAAAAUUUUGAGUUACCUAAGGUGAGGAGGCUGGGGAGGAAAGCGUCAGGGAAUGAUUCAGUAUCUUCAUCACUUGGUGACAUCUCCACGUCAACGUUACAAGAGCUGAAGAUGACACCUGAAGAACUAGUCGAUUUAUUGGGUAAAUUACCAUCAGAUUUUACAUCAAUGGCAUAUUCACAGAGAAAGAAAAUUAUCAUGGAUCUACUGCCUAAUAAGGACCACAGGAUAAUAAUGUCGUGGUUGAAAAAAAUUAUGCUAACGAAUUCUAAGAGCGGAACCUCUCUACAGAAUAGAAAUAGUUUUGUGAGUCCUGCAGCGGCAGUUAGAUCAAGACACGGAUCAGUAGCUUCGCAAUAUCUGAGUUCAUUCUCUCCGGCUAAUAUGGGAGGUGGGUCUAUUGGUAGCGCUGGUAGCUCAAGACCGGAUGAUAAGGGAGCUCUCAUAUUAGGACAUCGGUUAGGUAGAAUCAUUGGAUUUGGUGCGUGGGGGAUGAUUAGGGAAUGCGUUGAUGUUACGAGUGGUGAUACGAGAGCAAUGAAAAUUGUUAGAUUUAGAAACAACAAUAAGGUAAAGAGGCAAGUGGUAAAAGAAGUUUGUAUUUGGAAGGAAUUGAAUCACACAAAUAUUUUAAAACUGUGGAAAUGGAAAUUAGAGGAUGAUUAUGCCAUUUAUUGUCUCACCGAUCGAAUUAACAGCGGAACUCUUUAUGAUUUAGUCAUAUCUUGGGGGGAGAUUGGAUCCUCAAAGAUCAGAAGGAAACACAGGUGUAAGUCAACCAUCGUUUUAUGUUUACAGGUGAUAAAAGCUUUGAAAUACAUGCAUUCCAUUUGUAUAGCACAUGGUGAUAUCAAAUUGGAAAACUGUCUUCUUGAAAAACCGGAGGGCAAUGUGGAUGAUAAAGAAAUUAAAGUAGUGCUUUGUGAUUUUGGUAUGAGUACCCAUUUCGGUCUUUCUUAUAAGGCACCAAAGAAAUUGGUCGGUAAUAAGCAUAAAUCAAAUCAUGGAGAUCCGAUGAGAUUUAAUUCUGCAUCUGAUGUUCAGAACUUGAUGAUUUCUAAAAAGCCAAACAUUUCUAAAACACAAUCAAAUCCCAACGUUCCUAGUAGUGGCGGUGGUAGGCAGAUGAGCCAGUUGCAGAGACUGAUUAAAAACAGAAAAUUAACUCAUGAUGAUACACCAUUAGGGGUUUUAUCGCUGCCUCGAACGUAUGGACCUGCACUGUCGAGUACACAUAUCACAAGUGAGCCUUCAUUACAACAUUUAGUCUCGCCAAUGAAUCAAUUAACGCCAACUAUGGAUGUUGCGACUCCACAUUCAGGUACAGAUGCAUCGAAUGUUCCGGAUCCUCAUUCUCACAUCGGAUCAUUGCCCUAUGCGGCACCAGAACUUUUAGAACCCUCGCCGCCGCCUCUAGGACCUUCAGCAGAUAUUUGGGCUCUUGGUGUUAUGCUAUAUGCAAUGUUAACGGGGAAAUUGCCAUUUAAGCACGAUUUCGAACCAAGAUUAAGAGCAAUGAUUGCGUCCGGUAAGUUCAAUAGAGAGCUUUUGAAAUUCGCGGUCAUUGAUGAUGUGGAGAAGGAGUUCAAGGGACUUUACGAAACAGUAAUAGGGUGUCUAACGGUCGACAUAAAUGCACGAUGGAGUCUUCCCAUGAUCGAAGAGGUAUUGGAAAAAGAUUCCAAGAGAUGA
This is a messenger RNA of Zygosaccharomyces rouxii, 2229 nucleotides long. RefSeq names its product protein kinase NNK1 (gene NNK1). Gene Ontology annotation, molecular function: ATP binding; protein serine/threonine kinase activity. Gene Ontology annotation, biological process: protein phosphorylation; intracellular signal transduction. Gene Ontology annotation, cellular component: nucleus. Lineage: Eukaryota; Fungi; Ascomycota; Saccharomycetes; Saccharomycetales; Saccharomycetaceae. The record is from RefSeq and is a predicted model, not a curated record. Bases 1 to 2229 code for a protein of 742 amino acids. The transcript has a single exon.